Molecule: messenger RNA, 1059 nt
Organism: Tremella mesenterica DSM 1558
Lineage: Eukaryota; Fungi; Basidiomycota; Tremellomycetes; Tremellales; Tremellaceae
Exons: 12
Coding region: 1-1059 (352 amino acids)
Biological process (GO): transport
Molecular function (GO): transporter activity
Source: RefSeq, a predicted model, not a curated record
AUGACUGACUUGAUACAGGACGAUGAUCAGAAGAUUUUAUGGGCAAUAGCCGCUUUGGCUUUAGUUGUGACUGCAAUACUGACCCUCGGUCACAUGACCCUUCAUGCUAUAUACUACUACCAUCGAGGAGCGCAAAAGCAGGUUUUGAGAAUCAUUUUCAUGCCCCUUGUCUAUGCUAUCGCAUCUUUCCUCGCAUUCCGUUACCUCAAAUAUUUCGCCCCGCUCGACCUAGUAGCUGGAGUAUGGGAAGCAAUCACGGUGGCUGCUUUUCUGCUUCUGAUCUUAGAGCUAGCCAUGUCGAUUGAAAGAAAGAUCGAGCUAGGGCGACAAGACGCAAUCGAAAAGAAGAUCGAGGAGCACGUUUGGUGGCUUUGCUGUUGUGGAAACAUUCAUCCGUCAAGACCAUAUUUCCAGCCUCUAAUCUUCUUGUCGGUCUUGCAGUUCGUGGUUGUUCGUCCGGUCAUUGCGAUGGUCACUUUCUACCUCGAAGUCAAGAACGAGGACUGCGGCACCAUCAGCGUGGUGUUAUCCGCCUUGAACGCCAUCUCGGCCUUAGCGGCACUCCUAGGUCUCAUGUUAUUCCAACACGUCUUGAAACAUGAAUUAACAGAGAAGAAGCCGUUGAGGAAGGUCUUGUCCAUCAAAGUUCUUGUGGGCCUGGUGAUAAUACAAACCAAUGCGUACUAUAAUGCGGUGGAACAUGGCCACGCUUACGAAGCAGCUCUUGUGGUGGUGGAAAUGGUCUUCUUUGCAGCGUUCAUCACACCUGAUAGCCGCGCAUUUCCAAAAUUGGAGCACUAUUCAGAGAAAAAGGCCGGACACACUUCUCCACCAGCAGAAUCGGUGCUUCGUAAACCCAACGGACGGUACGGUUAUUGGAGAGCGGUCCUCGAUGCUGCCAAUAUUGUGGAUUUCUUUUGGGAACUCGGUCGCAGCGUACGUUUCUUCGGUCGUAUCGCCCUAGAAAAGGAGAAAUCUUUCAUUCAAACGCACAGACUGAAUAAGUUACAUCAUGCAGAAUCAGGAGAUAAAAACCCAAGACAUAAAAAAUCAGGAUAA